AUGUCACAUGGUAAAAUACCACUAAGGGCUCGAGAUGAAGGUCCUAAGUUGAGAGAAGAAAAGUCUUACACUGAUUUUUACCCUGAACUUAAUCAUCAUGAAUUACUGCCUUUAAUACUGGAAAGAGACAAUGAAGCAAGUGGUACCUCAGAUUUGGAGGAUGGCAAAAAAAAUUCUGGGUCUUUAAUGCAAGGGAGUCCAUUGAAACAGAUUAUAUUUAAUAAUAAGGUUACGGUAGAACCUUUGGGCCCGCAGUUAAAAAAGACAUGCUUUAGGCCUUGUCGUAUAACAAUUUCACAGCUAAAUGGGAAGUAUAAGGUCAGUAGUCAGUUUCAGAAGUAUGGUUAUAGAUCUAAUAUGGUAGUUAUGGGAGCAGAUGUACGAACAAUGCCAUACCUGAAAAAAACCGAUAAUUUGAUACACAAUGAGAACGAUUAUUUCAUAAAUAUUUCUCCACAUCUGAAGGAUUUUCAGGUCGAAUAUGAUAUGGAUGAGCAAGAUGAUCUUUAUUUACAAUUUCUGAAUAAUACCAGGCUCAAGGGUUCGAAGAAGCUACUUAAUCAUGAAAUAUUCGAGAUCAUAAUGACGAUUUUGGAAACUGAGUGGUUUCAUUUGGAAAAAAAAAUUCCUCAGAGAAGUUCCACGAAUGUUAUAUCAAAUUCACACGAGUCUCGUGCAGCAUGGGCACACUUCGAAUUGUAUGGAUCUGAUGAUGGUAGUGGAUAUUCGGUAGACCAGCCUUGUGCUAUUUGUGGGGGGACCGACUCUGAUACUUCUAAUGCAAUUGUAUUUUGCGACGGCUGCGACGUUGCUGUACAUCAGGAAUGCUAUGGAGUAGUAUUCAUCCCUGAAGGUCAAUGGCUAUGUCGACGCUGUAUGAUUUCUAAGAACAGAAAAAUCAAUUGCUUGUUUUGUCCAAGUCAUACAGGCGCAUUCAAGCAAACAGAUACAGGCUCGUGGGGCCAUGUCAUAUGUGCCAUUUGGAUUCCUGAGUUAUUUUUUGCUAAUAUACACUACAUGGAGCCGAUAGAAGGUAUUUAUAUAGUUCCAAAAAGUCGUUGGAGAUUGAAUUGUUACAUUUGCAAACAAAAGGUGGGUGCCUGUAUACAGUGUGCCAACAAAAACUGCUUUGCAGCUUAUCAUGUUACAUGUGCCAAGAGGGCUGGGUUAUUCAUGAACUUUGGUGGCUGCACUGUUCUAGAAGCUGCAUCCAAGAACUUUAGACCUGGAAUGAAGUUAGAAAGCUUUUGUGAUAAGCAUUCUCCUUCUGGCUGGGGGGAUUGCCAAAUUGGAAUCAUAAAGGCGAGAAGGUAUUUUCGGAAUAUCAAGGAAGUAAUGUUACAAGAAAGCAAUAAAGUCUCUCAAUUAGAUACCCACCAGGACACCAAAAUUCGUUGGAAGACAAACCGGAGUACACCAAUUGCCCCAAAUUUAUUUAUACAAGUCGUAAACCAAGUCGUAGCUACUUUCGACAUUCCAGACUCCGAAAAGUUAGCAAUAGAUUUAUGCAAAUAUUGGUCCAUGAAAAGGGAAUUAAAAAGAGGCGCGCCAUUGGUGAGAAAGUUUGAUCCAAGCUCAUUUAACACAUUAGGCACAGUGGAACUUCAAAAACGCAUAGACUUCGCCGAGGUUUUGCUUAAAGAUUUGAAUAAAUUAGAAGAACUAAGCCAUCUACUCGAGAAACGUCAGCAAGCUGCUUUAUUGAAGGACGAAGCAAAAGCGACAAUAAAUAACAUUUGGUUCCAUCCAGUCAGGUAUCUCUUGCAGAAGAAUGUUACCCCAUUAUGGGAAACUAAAGAUUUUCAAGUUAUUAGAAAGAUUGAACCUGAAUUCGCAAAUAUUCUAAGAAAGGUUGAAGAUGAUGAGUAUCCAAGUAUCACUGCGUUUUCACAUGAAGUCACAUCAGUGUUUGACAGAUUAUUUAUGCGAGAAGACACCCUGCUUCAAAUAAAUUCCAAGUUGAGUAUUUGUCAAAGGAAGUUUAAUAAACAGAUAGCUAAGAUUGACAAGAUUGAUAUUCAUAAGCUACUCUCUCGAGAUUUUACUUUUGAUGGGAAUGAGGUACGCGAAGUUGCUUGGUCGGGGCCCUUAUUGAUGAAGGAAGAGGAGUUAAGUGAAAUUGAAGAGGAAUUUACGCCUGCGCAAGAAAGAAUGUUGAAAGCGCUAUUAAGGUGA
Messenger RNA from Eremothecium cymbalariae DBVPG#7215, 2175 nucleotides. It is a transcript of the gene NTO1, whose product is annotated as Nto1p. The record is from RefSeq and is a predicted model, not a curated record. Bases 1 to 2175 code for a protein of 724 amino acids. The transcript has a single exon. Lineage: Eukaryota; Fungi; Ascomycota; Saccharomycetes; Saccharomycetales; Saccharomycetaceae. Gene Ontology annotation, biological process: regulation of transcription by RNA polymerase II.